Molecule: messenger RNA, 3684 nt
Organism: Nerophis lumbriciformis (worm pipefish)
Lineage: Eukaryota; Metazoa; Chordata; Actinopteri; Syngnathiformes; Syngnathidae
Source: RefSeq, a predicted model, not a curated record
AUGCACAUUACAGGCCGUCGUAAGGAGGAGCACAGAGAAAGCCUGCCCUACGGGGACCUGAAUGCAGACGGUGAGGCGGAGGCAUCCAGGAGGCCCUCCUUCCUCAGGAUGGUCAGUCUGGGCAAGCUGAAGAGGGAAUCCAUGUCCGACAAGGCCUCCCAGGAGACUGAGGAGGAAGCCGAGGAGGAGGAGGAGCCAGUGGUCCAAACCAGAGAGCCCCUCUCAGUACUGGAGAUCCUACAGUUAGUCAACCACCGGGACUUGCUCCUGGCCGACACACAUAUUCAGGAGCUAGAGCGGGAGUGUGAACUGUUGUCUCUCCUGCCAUGUCCGACCAGUCCCACCCUGACUCCGACCCUCAGCCCCCCCAGCCCUUCUGGCAUGAUUCCCCUGUCAUUCUCAUCUUUGGAUGACUCACUGAGCGCCAAUGCUACUCUGGAUUCGAGCCGAAGGAAAGAGAAGGACGUGGAGCUGCUCUAUGAGGCUUUGAUGAAAGAGAUGUGGGAUGUUGUGCGUGAGUCUCUCCGUCAGCCCAGUGCUGGGCCCAACCUUGGGCUUGUGGUGCUGGUGAUUCAACAGGAGGAACAUGCUGAUGCUGCCUGGACUCUUCGAGAGGACACCAAGCCAGAGCAACAAAUGGAUGUGGCUCUUCAGAUCCAACCCAGCCAUCGUCCUCGACGACUGAAGAUAAAGUGGAGGGAAGCAGUGGCGGAGGCUGCAGACUGGAGCUUGCCACACCAGGUGGACACUCAGGCGGGCCAGCUGUCCUCGUAUCUUGAGCGCCUGAGGUGUCGGGUGGUGGAUGACUUGGAUGCAGCAAGGAGGAAUGCUGUGUCUAUUUACCCGGAGGAGUUUGCCGCUUUCCAGGUGUAUGUGGAAAGUUAUCAUAGAGCUGUGGCCAAACGCCUGAAAGCCAUUACCAGUGACCGACUGCAGAUUACUGAUGUCUACUCGCUGUUGGACUGGUUCUACAACAUCUACAACCGGGAUGUUCUGGGAACCAUAGGCACCGCAACACCCAUCAACUAUGCCUCUCUGGAACCCAUUCUGCCUCAAAAUACAGUGAACAGGCUGGAAGAAGACUGUCUUAGUCUCGUCAAGGAGAAGGUAACAACAGAGCUGAUUCAGGUUCUGGAUGAUGAAGAACGGCGAUGGGCCCAUACUCUACACAUAGAGGAAUAUCAGUCCCAUUUAGCACGCUCGGUCAUACAGAGACUGAAAGUUGAUCUAGACAAAUCUACAUCUGUGAACCAGUUUCUCGGGGCAAGAGUGGCUCGUUUUAGUCUCAUCGGUUUGGCUGAUUUUCUUUACAGUUUUCAGAGAAAAGUGGAGAUGUUUCACGAGACACAGGCGGAGUUCGGUGAUCGAGGAGAUGGAUAUGUUUCCAGGACAAUAGCUCUGGUCAACUGUUGCCCCCCUCUCAGAACCUUUGUGGAGCGCUGCAGGCAGUGUGACCAACAGGCUAGCGAGGACUCUGCAAAGAGAGCCAACUCUUCUCUGGACAGGAUCAUCAACCAGUCUGUGAGGGUUCUAGCAGACAGGCUGUUUGAGCACAUUAGGCCAUUUUUUGACAAAAUGGUCAAGAGAAAAUGGCUGAACUACACGGACACGUUCGAGGCCAUUGAAGCAAGCAUCAAACAACACUUCAAAAAGUUCCGAAGGAUGGAUCCUCCGCCGUAUCAGACGUUGGUGGGUGAGGUGCACCGACGGGUCCUGGUGGAAUAUGUCCGAGCCAUCAUGCGGGGACGGCUCAUAUGCACAUCUUCCAAGAUGAGGAAGAGGAUGGCUUUCCGCUUACAAGACGAAGCCAAGCAGCUUAAAGGACUCUUUAAGGAUUUGGAAUCAAACGCAUCCUGGUUGGACAGUCUCAUCUGCCACAUGGCUGACAUCAUUCUCCUUGAAGAUACGCCCUCUAUCCAGAUGGAGGUGGCUGUCCUGGUGAAAGAGUUUCCAGAUAUACGGCAGAAGCACGUGUCCACCCUGCUGAAUGUACGAGGCAUGAUGCGUCAGGCAGAGCGUCAGGAGAUCUUCAACAUUGUCAAAGACUUCCAGUGCAGCUCGGCUUUGCUCGGCCGGGAUCGCGCCGUCUUUUCCGACAUCCCCAUUACCUCAGAGGUGCACUGCAUCAGCAUCGGGUUCCUGCGCCUCGCCAUGGCCGUCACCAACUGGCUCUCUGAGCACCGGCCCAGGAAACGCCGCAGGAAAAGCACCAGGAACACGAGGCCGCUGUCGUCUGAGGCUCAGAACAUGGAAGACGUGACUAAACACAACAGGGAAGAAUAGUGUGAAAGUAAGAAGAGCAGUUGGGGUCAUACUGUGAUGAAAUGGAUGAGAUGUACAUGCACCUUGACAAAGACCAGACAAGUAAAGAAACUUGACUUGAGGUACUGCUCGUUCUGUACACACUUAACACAAUCGUUCAACAAUCUGAACUAACCUUGUAGUUUGUUUUAGUCCGAACUUAACGACGAGAAGAAAAUGUUUUAGCCUUUAUUUAGGCUCACAUCAGUAUGAAAUGAUAAUGCCAUCAUAGCAGAGAGAAUGCUAUAUUGCUUUAUUGUUGUACCAUUUAUAUACCCAGCUAGGGGUGUCCCGAUCUGAUAUUGGUAUCGGAUAUUGGUAUGAUAUCAGCAAAAAACAUCUAUCAGAAUACAUAGACUUGAAUCUAAAUCUCCAAAACAAACAUUUACUUGUUAACAUAUAAAUAAGCACACAUGGUUGGUCUUUUCUUGUAUUUUAGUCAAGUCACUUACUAAGGGUAAACAUUUAUAUACAUAUAGGCUACUCGCAGCUACACAACAGCUAAGCACACAAUAGCACACAAGCUAGACAUACGUUAUAAGUGUCCUUCGUUGAACAAUAUUGCUGUCUCCAAUGUUUGUCAAUAUAAACAAGCAUUAGGUAAUAAUUAGAGAUGUCCAAACAUGCUUUAAAAUGUAAUAUCGGAAAUUAUCGGUAUCGUUUUUUAAAUUAUCGGUGUCGUUUUUUGUUUUUGUUUUUUUAUUAAAUCAACAUAAAAAACACAAGAUGCACUUACAGUUAGUACACUAACCCAAAAAACCUCCCUCCCCCAUUCACACAAAAGGGUUGUUUCUUUCUGUUAUUAAUAUUGUGGUUCCUACAUUAUAUAUCAAUAUAUAUCAAUACAGUCUGCAAGGGAUACAGUCCGUAAGCACACAUGAUUGUGCGUGCUGCUGGUCCACUAAUAGUACUAACCUUUAACAGUUAAUUUUACUCAUUUUCAUUAAUUACUAGUUUCUAUGUAACUGUUUUUAUAUUGUUUUACUUUCUUUUUUAUUCAAGAAAAUGUUUUUACUCUAUUUAUCUUAUUUUAUUAUUAUUAUUUUUUUAAAAGGACCUUAUCUUCACCAUACUUGGUUGUCCAAAUCAGGCAUAAUAUUGUGUUAAUUCCACGACUGUAUAUAUCGGUAUCGGUUGAUAUCGGUAUCGGUAAUUAAGAGUUGGACAAUAUCGGAUAUCGGCAAAUAAGCCAUUAUCGGACAUCCCUAGUAAUAAUAGUUGCAUAUUAUUUACACAUACAAAGUGUCCCGUAACAAACGUCUCCGUGUCAUUCAACUCAAUAAUUUAUUGUGACAACUAAGUGUAGCCGAAAAACACGUAUUUACCACUCUACUUCAAGUUAACCCUCAGGGGAUAAAAGCUGACUUUUUUUGUCCUUUCAGU